Molecule: messenger RNA, 5232 nt
Organism: Engraulis encrasicolus (European anchovy)
Lineage: Eukaryota; Metazoa; Chordata; Actinopteri; Clupeiformes; Engraulidae
Product: cohesin subunit SA-2
Exons: 32
Coding region: 225-3827 (1200 amino acids)
Biological process (GO): sister chromatid cohesion
Cellular component (GO): cohesin complex; chromatin; nucleus
Molecular function (GO): chromatin binding
Source: RefSeq, a predicted model, not a curated record
CAGGGUACUUGGAUUUUCCUCUACAAAGUUGAGGAAGUAGCUACCCGAAGUGGUAUGCAGAUACUGUCCAUGAAUGAUUGCCUGUGUUAGCACUGACAUUGUCGUAGCUCUAGUUGUGUUACGGCUUUGCAUUGGCUAGUUUAGGUCGCACUUCGAACAUUUAAUGGAUGUUUGUAUGCAGCAGAACCCAGUGAGCAGGUGCAUGGAACAUGAUCUGAAAAGACAUGAUAGCUGAGCCAACUUUAGUCAACAAACCAGUUCAAAACGAGAACGAAAUUGUGGAAAUUAGUUCUCCUGGCUCUGGCAACCGUGCCAAUGGAGGUGGCGGCAAUGAAAACAGACAGAAGACUGUGAGACCGAAGAGGAAGGCAAGUGAGGGUUUGGAGAAUGCCAAACGCCGGCACUCCCGGAGCAGCAAUGGGAGCUCGGGGCGGGCGGAGAACGGCCGUCCCAAGAAGAGCGACACCAAGUCAGUCACACUGUUCGAGGUGGUCACCAUGGAGCUACCCGCCAUCCAGCCGGUGGUGGAUGAGUGGAUCGAGGCCUAUGCAGUGGACAGAGACACCGCUCUCCUGGACCUCAUCAGCUUUUUCAUCCAGUGCUCAGGCUGCAAAGGCCUGGUCACAGCAGAGAUGUUUCAGAGCAGAGACAUUGAUGUGAUGAGCAAAAUGAAGGAGGAUGUCGAUGAGGGCUCUGGGUUGCAGUACAAGAGGUUCAUGGCGUUCCCCUGGAUCCUCACGGUCACUUGGCCCAUGGAGAAGAACUCUGGUGAGUACCCGCUGAUCAUCACCACCCAGUAUUGGCGCCGCUUCCGCUCCCAGUUCUGUGAGUUUGUGUCGGUGCUGGUGGCCCGCUGUCAGAGCUGCUUCAUCUUCGACGGCUACCUGAUGAGCACUCUCAUCUCCCUGCUGACCGAGCUCUCCGACUCGCGCCUCUGCGCCUUCAGGCACACCUGCACGCUGGCAGCGGUGAAGCUGCUGAGUGCCCUGGUCAACCUCUGCCUGAGCGUGGACAACAGCCAGAAGCUGCUGGAGGUGGAGAGGUCCAAGUACGCCGCCUCCCCCUCCCCCCGCCUGGAGAGGAUCCAGAGGAAGGUCCAGGAGCUGCAGGAGAAGAGGAUGGAGCUGGAGAGCAUGAUGGAUGCCAUCUUCAAGGGCGUCUUCCUCAAGCGGUACAGGGACAUCAUGGGGGAGAUCAGGGCCAUCUGUAUGGAGGAGCUGACGGUGUGGAUGCGACUGUACAACAACAUGUUCCUCAACGACAGCUACCUCAAGUACAUUGGCUGGAUGAUGCACGACAAGCAACAGGACGUUCGGCUGAAGUGUGUGUCUGGGCUGCAGGCCCUGUACCAAGACGAGGAGCUCAGCCUGAAAAUGGACCUCUUCACCAUCCGCUUCAAGGAGAGAAUGAUUUCAAUGCUGCUCGAUAAGGACCAUGAGGUGUCCUUGCAGUCUAUGAAGCUACUGAUUUGUGUCGCCAAGUACUGUGACGACGCCUUCUCUCAGGAUGACUUCAAGCACAUGUUCCAGUUUGUCUACUCCUCAAACCGGCCCAUGGCUGCGGCCGCAGGAGAACUGCUGUACAGCAGGCUGCUGAGUGAGCCUGACUUGCCCCGCAUGCCAGACUUCACAGAGGGAGAGAAAUACCGGGCCCUGACGCUGGCCAGAGUACGGGCCCUCAUGCACUUCUCAGACGAGAGCGAGCUGCAUGAGCAUGUGGUGUAUCUGGUGGACAGCCUGUGGGAGUGUGGAGGAGCUCUCCUGAGGGACUGGGACGCACUCGCCUCUCUACUGCUGCAUCCCACACCACCCACCGCCUCCCCCUCCGCACAGGACCAAGUUGUGAGCACUACUGAACUUCGCUUUGUGCGGGAGCUCCUGUUGGCCUCAGUGAGGCAGGCUGCUGAGGGCCCUCCACAAGCCGGCAGAGUCGUCGGCAAAAAGCCGUUGGUGAUGGCUUCUAAGGAGAAGAGGAGCCGUCCGGAUGACUGUGCUGGCCUGACUCCUCGCCUGUUAGCAGUGCUGCCCAAGCUGCUGGCUAAGUACUCUGAUGACGUGGAGAUCAUGACGUCACUGCUGAAGAUCCCGCAGUACUUCCAGACGGACACCUACCGAGAGGAACACACAGAGUCUCUGCAGGCGCUGCUGGAGCAGAUGGAGGCUGCGUUGAGUGUCCACAGGGAGCAGGCGGUGUUGGAGGCGGCCGCCCGCUCCUACCUCACCCUGGGCUCCAAGGACUCUGCCUGGAGGGAGCCGGUCACCGCCGCCGUGGAGCAGCUCAUCCAGCGCUGGAACACCAGCCUGGGGGCCCUCCUACAUGUCGCACUCAAGGACGGAAAGUUCACUGAUGAAAAUGGGAGGGCUGCAGAAAUUUUGUCUUCACUGAAGAGACUUACUGUUUUCCAUAAUGGUCUAGACAUGUCGGGCAGGGGCCUGUUUGACCAGGUCUACAAACUGCUGGUAGCAGAGACCAGGCAUGGAGGACUGCCGCCAGAGGUGGUUGUGGAGGCUCUGCGCUGCGUGGGUCUGUCCAUCCUCUGGGAGUUCCACAGGUCCGGGGAGGUGGAGGCCUCCAGAGAGGCUGUGAUCCGCCUGAGGACCCAGUUGCGAGCCUACUGUGAGAAAUGCCAUCGCUGCCUGAGCCACAUGGAGCAGCCAGUCAGGGAACAGGCGUUCAUGUCUCUGUGUGACAUGCUGGUGGCCCAUAACUACCAGCUGCUGGUGUGGGAGCCGUCGUCGGGCAGCCCCCUGCUCCUCUACGCCCCCGACCCCAAGCUGCAGAAGGCCCUGGUCACCUUCAUCCUGGACCACGUCUUCACCGCGCCCGAGACCGACGGACACAGCAGCCGCGGAGGAGGAGAGAGCAGAGUGACUGGUCUGACUAGUCUGGAUACGGAGGCGGGUCUGACGCGUCUGGAGGACCUUCAUAAGCGGCGCAGCCUGCUGGCAGCCUACUGCAAACUCAUCACCACCGGCAUCCUGGAGAUCAGCAUGGCCGCAGACAUAUUCAAACAGUACAUGAAGUACUACAACGAUUUUGGUGACAUCAUCAAAGAGACUCUGAACAGGACGCGGCAGAUGGACAAGAUUGAGAGUGCCCGGACCCUGAUGCUCUGUCUGCAACAGCUGUAUCUGCGUCUGCGUGCGGAGCAGGAGGGCAGGUCUAGUGGGCGGAGGAGUGAUGUCCAGACCUACAGCAGCAUUAAGGAGCUGGCCCGACGCUUCUCCCUGACCUUCGGCUGGGACCAGACCAAGUCCCGCGAGUCCCUCGCCAUGAUACACAGGGACGGCAUAGACUUUGUCUUCAAGGGUUUCGUGCAGCACUCGGACCGGCCGGUUCCCCUCAACAUCACAUACCUCACCAUCCUCAGCGAGUUCUCCAGCAAGCUGCUCAAGCCAGACAAGAAGACUGUCUUCAGCUACCUGCAGAAGUAUGCGGGGGAGCACAGUGUGAGCCACCGUGAGGAGGUGUGGAAGCCCCUGGUGUACUACCGCGCCUCCCUGCAGGCCACGGCCGAGGGGGACGACCACGUCUCCUACAUCAGCUGCGACAGCAACCGGCCCUCCGUCUCCUCCAUCUCACGCUGCCCCUCCGCACCAAGACCCAGCUCAGAUGCUACUGGUGACUUGAAGACCUCAACUCCACUCCCUGUAGACUCCAGACUCAGACCCGGCCAGAGGCCCCCACACAGCUCCAUUGAGAGUCAGGAGGCGGAGCCGCUCCCCGCCAUCAGUGAAGGGCCACAGACGGCCACAGACAGCAUCUCCCAGGCUUCAGCAGAUCUGCCCGAGUCCUUCAACGACGAGGUGGAUGUGGACACCAUAUAGGACCUCCAAGCUACCUUGAUCAUCUGAAUACCUCUGGACUGAAUGGGCCUGCAUAGUAUCUGCUGGAAGCCAUUGGGUUUUUUGGUAUUUAGAUGUUUUUUAAAAACUGUAGCAGAGACGGUAGUCUGGGUUCUCUGGGACCUCUAUUUCAGAUCUGCUGUGAAGAGACAGUGCUUGGUUUCUUUGAGCUGAUUAGUGGGUUGUGUGAUCUCCGAAGGUCUUGGAUCUCUGCAGUGGAAGCUGUCUCAUGGCAAAUCAAACCACACCACAAUCAUCACCACCCUCAAACACCACAGAGGAACACCAGGAAUGGCUCUUUGUAGAGCUAGCUCUCAAUGGUUGACUUUCAAAGGCAGGCGGUUGCAACGAUGGAAAAGUUAACAGAAAAGUUUUUUUUUUCUUGCGCACAGUUGAAGCAAUUCCACCUUUUUCUUUUUCUCAGCCGAGUUAUACAUAAUAGGAAGGAUUCAUGAAAUGGAAGGGCAUCUUGUGUUUUCAGGCCUUCCAAGAUAUCAAUAUGUUUUUUGUACUGAAUAUUCCAGAAUGGUGGCAGAGAUGGUGCUCUAGAAACAUUGUCACUCUAGAAUCUUUGGUGCUCUAGAAUAUUUAUUUAUACUCCACUGGUCGCAGCUGAUUAUUAUGUACCGUUUUUUUUUUGUAAAAUUAUCUUAUUUAUCCUACAUGGCUACCCAGAUGUAAAGACAAUAAGGAACAUCAUUUAAAAAAUUCCUUUUUAUAUUGUGAAGUGAAAGCCCAACCGGGAAACUCCAACUCCCAUUGACAUUAUGACACUCCACACUCCACAGCACACAAGUGUUCACUGCACACAAUGAAAUUGCAUUUAUGCCUUACCCGUGCUAGGGGGCAGCCCUCAAUAGCGCCCGAAAGUGAGCAGUGCAGUGGGACGGUACCAUGCCCAAGGUACCUCAGUCAUGGAUGAUGGGGGAGAGCACUGGUUAAUUACUCCCCCCACCAACCUAGCGGGUCGGGAGUCGAACUGGCAGCCUUUGGGCUACAAGUCUGACGCCCAAACCGCUUACCCAUGACUGCCCUAUUUUAUAUUCACCCACCCCACCAUUUACUGUAUCUGUAUAAUAUUGACGCAUUGUGAGGUUCAUUUGUAAUUUUUUACUUGAGAUUUAUCCUCUGAGGGGAUUUAUUUUCUGAUCAUCAAUAAGCCUAGUCUUCUCUUUACAAUUUUAUGGUUAUGGCAUGCCGAUUUUAUUUUAGAAUAUGCAUUUUUGUUUUUCAUGCUGUAGGGCACAAUGGUUUUAAAUAUGUUUUCAAAAAGCCUCUUUGGUUAUACUGUACUGUACAUCACUUCAACACAGUCCUGCUUUAGUUAUGUUGGUUUAAGAUUUUUGUUGGCUUAAAGUAAAUAUUGCCAUGGCAAACAGGAAACAUA